Molecule: messenger RNA, 1107 nt
Organism: Macroventuria anomochaeta
Lineage: Eukaryota; Fungi; Ascomycota; Dothideomycetes; Pleosporales; Didymellaceae
Exons: 6
Coding region: 1-1107 (368 amino acids)
Source: RefSeq, a predicted model, not a curated record
AUGACACGCUCUGACCGUCGGCCGGAACUCUACGCAGCUGCUCUGAUUCCGUAUACUGCCGCAGCGGUUGCGCUGGUACUACGAAAUGUUGCUCGGCGGCAUACCAGAGUUACUAUGGUAUGGGAAGACUACCUGUCCAUAGUUGCCUUCACGAUAGGGACUGGGUUCACCUUCAUCAGCCUCUUCAAGACACGAUGGGGGUUCGGACUUCCAAUGGCAGAUAUCAACCUUCCUGAGGAACAAAUUGUACAUCAUUACUUCGUAGAUCUCUGGGCAGAUAUGUGGUUGUACACCUUCUCCGUCGGCCUCAGCAAGUUCGUCAUCCUCGGCUUCUACUGGCGGAUGUUUUCCCUGUCGAUGAUACGGCAGCCCAUUCGAAUUCUCUCUGUACUUUCAGCAGGCUGGAUUAUCGUGAGAGUCACGCUCAUCUGCAUGCAGUGCACACCGAUACGCAAAUUCUGGGAUGCAACCGUUCCCGGCACAUGUCCGUUAACACCUAUGAUGUCGCUUUUCGGCGCAGGGAUACCGCACUUCAUCAUCGAGCUUUUUAUUCUGCUCUGCCCCCUGGUCGAGAUCUGGAAGUUGCAUUUACCACUCAAGCGCAAGCUCGCAGUUGCAGUCAUGUUCAUUGCAGGUGUUGCGGUGUGCAUCUCAGCCUUGAUGACAAUUGUCCACACCCUUGCGCUCGAUAAGAAGAUGGACAAGGACCUUACGUGGGAUGGCCUUGAGGAUCAGAUAUGGGCAGUCUGCGAUGUCAAUCUUGCGUCGCUUGCGACAUCACUCCCCCUCCUCCGCCCCGUCUUCCGCUCAUUCGGCAGCUUCUUCAGUACAGUAAAAGCCACUACCGUACCAUCCCAGAACUACAAAGGCACCGGUUCAGCACCAACAUACGGAAGCACACCUAUGAAACGCGGAAGCAACCCCGACUCAGACUCAGAAGUGUGCUUCGCCAACGAGGGCGGCUUCAUGGCUGGUAGCAAUCUCGCUGGCUCGAGCAAGGCUUUCGUGAUGCACAACAUUACGCCCAGGGAUUGUGAACUAGGGGAAAGGGGACGGCAGGGGAUACAUGUGAGGAACGAGACGAAGAUUGUGUAUCAUGAUGCUUAG